CCACUCGAGUAAUGUAAGUUGAACUUAAUUUUCAUUAUUGUCAUUCAUCCCUUGGUUCUCUUGCGAGUCCCAUCCCAUCUCAUCCCAUUACAUUACCCUUCUCUACUCCUCGCUCAUACUAAAUUCCUUGUUUCAGAUUUACAAUCAACCGUUAAAAUUUCAGGACUUCUCUAAAUUACCCAAAUUGUUUCAAAUUCUACAUUUUUCUUUUUUCUGGGUUUUAGAUUUCCCCCAAAUUUUUUUGCUUUACAUUCUUCCCACAAAUUUUCUUCAUCAGGGCACAUUUUGCAAAAAUGGGGAAAAAUCAAGCUUACAAAGCUAUGCAAAGAUCGAGAGUGGGGUCCAGCAACGCUGCUCCUGAAGAAAUUGAGGAUGGCUUGGUGGAUGGUUCAUUUCAUACACCAGAGUGGCAUGCUGCUCGUUUGGCAAGCUUGAGCACCACGCACACAGUUACAUGGGAAGAGUUUAAAAAGAAACAGAAGGAGGAUGCAUUGAAAACGGGUGAAAUAGAAGCUGAUAAAGAUAGAAUGAUGAGACAAUACAGAGCUCAACUAGAUGCUGAAAGAGAACGAAAGCUUUCUCACGGAAGAAAUCAUUCCAGUUGCAACUCAAAACAUAGAAAAGGUUUGAGUUGUCUUAAAUAUAGAGAAAAGAGUUCAAAGAGGCAUACCAGCAAAAAGAGAAAGCACUCUCGGAGAAAAUUUUCAGAUUCCAGCUCCUCGAGCUCAUCUGAAUCUUCAAGCAGUGAUGAUGAAGAAAGAGACUCAAGAAGGUCAAAAUCCCGGUCCAAGAAACCAAGGAAGGAAAGAAAGCAUAGGUCUAGAAGCAAGAAUUCUAGUAGUGGUGACGAGGCUAGUGGCCCUUUGCCGCUUUCUCGGUUCUUCGGUAGUGUGAAGAGCUCGUGAGUUUUAGUAGAAGAGUAUUUUCAACUUGUAACAUUUUAUCGUGUCACGUAACAAGGACAUCCGAUUCUUAGAGUUAUCUUCGUUCUGUUGUCUUGUUUUCUUGUCGGCAUAUGUCGAUUAUAUACUGUAACUGUAUGUAUCGUUAGAGAGAGCAGGAAUAUAUUCUUUUAGAGUACUUCUAACCUGUUGA
This is a messenger RNA of Amaranthus tricolor (Joseph's coat), 1095 nucleotides long. RefSeq lists its product as uncharacterized. The coding region runs from base 294 to 905 and encodes 203 amino acids. Lineage: Eukaryota; Viridiplantae; Streptophyta; Magnoliopsida; Caryophyllales; Amaranthaceae. The record is from RefSeq and is a predicted model, not a curated record. The transcript is spliced from 5 exons.